This is a messenger RNA of Boleophthalmus pectinirostris (great blue-spotted mudskipper), 5549 nucleotides long. RefSeq names its product PR domain containing 1c, with ZNF domain (gene prdm1c). NCBI's taxonomy places the organism in Eukaryota, Metazoa, Chordata, Actinopteri, Gobiiformes, Gobiidae. Bases 173 to 2251 code for a protein of 692 amino acids. The transcript is spliced from 8 exons. Gene Ontology annotation, cellular component: nucleus; cytoplasm. Gene Ontology annotation, biological process: cell fate commitment; regulation of transcription by RNA polymerase II. The record is from RefSeq and is a predicted model, not a curated record. Gene Ontology annotation, molecular function: DNA-binding transcription repressor activity, RNA polymerase II-specific; RNA polymerase II cis-regulatory region sequence-specific DNA binding; histone deacetylase binding.
UGCACUGACACAGAAAGGACUACGAGCCUGUGGAGGAGAUAACUAUACUACUACUACUACUACUACUACUACUACUACUACUACUACUACUACUACUGCAACUACUACUGCAGCUACUACAACUACUACUACUGCAUCUGUUGCUUAUGACUGGAACUAAGGGCUCCUCAUCAUGUUGACCCCUCAGCCCGCGGCCGACAUGGACCCUCCGCAGGACAUGGGCGGGUGGACGGAGGAGGACUUUGAGGAGAAGUGCACCUACAUCGUGAUGGACCAGCCCUCGGACGAAGACGACGAGAAGGAGAAGAGCCGCGAGGAGGAGCCGGAGCCCAGGAGGAGCCGAGCCGAGAGGUCCCUGCCCCGAAACCUGGCGCUGAAACGCAACGGAGCAGAGGUGGUCGGCGUGACCAGCACGGAGCUCAUUCCUCAGGGCACGCGCUUCGGCCCGCUCAUCGGAGAACGCUACACAGACGACGCGGUGCCCAGAAAUGCCAACCGCAAGUACUUCUGGAGGGUUUUCAAGGACGGGCGUCUGCACCACAUCGUGGACGGUCUGCAGGAGGACCGCAGUAACUGGAUGCGCUACGUGAACCCCGCCAGGUCUGCGGAGGAGCAGAACAUGGUGGCGUGUCAGAGCGGCCUGGACAUUUACUUCUACACGGUCCGACCGCUGCCCCCCGGUCAGGAGCUGCUCGUGUGGUACUGCCCCCAGCUGGCACAACGCUGCAACUACCCACCGCUGGGGCACCUGACCAACGACAACACGCUUCCUCAGACAAAGAAGGCGCAGUACAACCUACAACUGCCUAAUCUUUCGUUUUCUUUUUGGUCUUUUUUUACAGAACAGACCUCCUCCUCUCAGGACAAACCCAGCGGCAAACGUGGGCACAGCGUCUCCGAGAUCCUGCGCCGAGACGACCCGCCCAAACACAGAGCGUCGCACCGGAGACUCCCGGAGGGUCCCUUGUCCCGACCGGACGCGGCGCUCUUCCCGUUGUGUCCCCGCGUCCUCUACCCCAUCCAGCCCCUCACCCGGACGCCCCACUACCCCGCCGCCCUGCCCGUCUGCACGCCCCCGCCUCCCCCACCUCCUCCUCCUCCUCCCAAGAAACCCGCCCUGGCUCCCGCGCCGUUCCCGUACAACUCCAUCCACGAGCACCUCCUCCCCGUCCGACAGUCUUACGUCAUUCCGCACUACUCGCUCCUACCUCAGAUUUACCCUUUGUACAACGAAAGAUUGAAACCGAACCUAGCAUUACCGCAAAACGUGCUUCCUUACGACAGCUACGCGCCGUUCUUGCAUUCGCUGAGAAACAAGGAACUGUGCAAGCAAUCCCACCCCAAAGACGGCAAACACCUCAAGUGCUACCUCAAGAGCGAAACGAGUAGUUCGCUGGCUUCUCCGGUUUCCAGUGCGCUGGCAGUGCCGUCGUUGACCGCGGGGGGCGCGGGGGCUGAACCGAGGCGGGGCGAGGAGGCGGAGGGGGAGCUGAGGAGGAGCAGAGCCCACAUAGGAGGACAGGCGCUGGGCUACAAGACGCUGUCCUACCCCCUGACCCGGCAGAACGGGAAGAUCCGCUACGAGUGCAACGUGUGUGGGAAGGUCUUCGGGCAGCUCUCCAACCUGAAGGUUCAUCUCCGGGUGCACAGUGGAGAGAGACCGUUCACCUGUCAGACCUGCUCCAAGACGUUCACUCAGCUGGCCCACCUGCAGAAGCACUACCUGGUCCACACCGGAGAGAAGCCGCACCAGUGCAAGGUUUGUCACAAACGCUUCAGCAGCACCAGUAACCUGAAGACCCAUCAGAGACUACACUCGGGCGAGCGGCCGUACCAGUGCAAACAGUGCCCCGCCCGCUUCACACAGUUUGUCCAUCUCAAACUGCACCGGCGCCUGCACACGGGAGAGCGCCCCCACCAGUGCCCACGCUGCCACUGCGCCUACCUUCACUACUGCAGCCUCCAGCUACACCUACAGGGUUUCUGUCCCAUGUCCUCGGGCGUCUCCAACCCGGACGAGCUGCACCGCGUCAACUCGGAGAUCGAGCGCUUCGACGUCAGCGAGGCGGCCGAGCAGCUGGAGGCCACGGCGUCCGACCUGCACCUGAGCAAAGCCGACGUGCAGCAGCUGAUCAAGAGCAUGGAGCAGAGCGACGUUUACAAGACGCCAAGAGGGGGCGACGGCGCGCAGCAGUGUGCGCUACCCCUGCACCCCAACAGCAUCAAGCAAGAGUCCACCGCAGAGGCGUGAGAGACGAACGUGCAAAAACAAAAACAGGACUAAACCAAGACCAAAGCGAGAUUUAACUGAACUGAACUGAAAAGAGACCAAAGCAGAACUAAACCCGAGCUGAACCAGGUCCUCGAAGCCUAAAAUGAGCCUUAACAACAACAACAACUACUGUAUGUUACUGAACUAAAACAAGACCAAAACGAAACACGGACUUAAAGAGUGGGCAUUAUGCAAAAUCAAACUUUUUUUUUAGCUUUCCCGAGGCCUAUUCGAACCCUUUUACCUUAUUCUCCAUAAAUAAAAAAAAACAAAAAAUGAAAACUGUUCAGAGCAACUUGACAAACCUGAAGCGACGUGCAGAAGUUUCAUUAGUGGGACGCUUGCUGAUUGUGUUGUGAUUGCGCUCUGAAGGGGGAGUGACUUUGCGCGGGGAGCAAAGGGAGGGGAAACUCAGAGCGUCAAAAGUUAGAAGUUAAAUACCCCGCUUUUUAACCAAGACCAAAGCCAGAGUUUCACCCACAUCCUUGAAAAAUGUUUAAUGGGCUAAAACAAACUUAAGCAACAACUGCACCAAGACCAAAACUAAAACUUAACUGAAACUGAACCAGAUCUUGAAUUCUUUGUUGGAGCAAAAUGAUCCUGAACAAUAACUGCACCAGAACUAAACCAAGACCAAAGAUGGAUUAAGCCUGGAUUAGAAAACUACCAAAUAUGGACUUGAAGUAGGGUGACCAAACGUCCGUUUUUCCCCCAGACUUGUCCGUUUUUUUGCAUCCUGUCCUGGGCGUUCGAGUAUUUUUUUUUUAAAUGAUGGAAAUGUCCGGGUUUUCAUUUCCUUUCAUUGAUACCAUUAAAUUGAGCGUCUCUCGUAGCUCUCUGUGACUCAGAAGGAGCGGACAGACAAACGGUCGGUCGGUCUGCAACAUGCCGAAGUGCAAAUGCGCAUUUAACAUUGACUUGUACAAGAAAUUCUCAGUUUUCUGCCCCCGGUCGGGACAAGUGGGAAGCCAUGUGCACAAGUUGCAAGUUGAGAGUAGCUCAGUGUCGAGGCCCCACCCCCCACCCCCAGUAAGGUGUCCGAAUUUUCACAAAUGGAAAUAUGGUCACCCUACUUGAAGGCUAAAGGCCAAAGAUGAAUUUAACUCAAAUUGAGCUAAAAUUUGCUUUAAACCUUGAUUAAACCAGGACACACUAGACCUGUCUGCACACGGCGGUUAGCAUUACCAUGAUGGCAAAUCUCUGGAAUCUGAAAGUUGUGGAAAAUGCUUCUAAAGUUGUUAAGUUUGAUGUCACUUCUGGGUUCAAGGUGAAUCAAAUGAUUGGAAAAUAAUGAUCAUGUUUACAAUCUCCUUUUUUUUUAGCCCCAGCACAUCUUAUGUUAAAGGUUGUAUAGAGGAUUUUUUUAAGGGAAGUAAAAUACAGUGACAGUCCUUUUUCAAAUGUUGUGCAUGCGUGACACCACCUCUUUACUCUAGAAAUCACGGUUGUUUACAUCCAGUGCACGUUCAGAAUUACUGUUGAAGUGACCUGUCUAUAAUAUAUAUCGAAAUAUUUUAGCACCAGUUUUUAGACCCUUCAUCUUCGUCAGUCGCGCCAUCGCUGAAUCUCCAAGAAUCACCGUAUAUCCACAGUUGACAGAUUUUCAUUGUUUGUUUUUUUUGGUCAUUAUAAUUACAAGGCUGCUGCAUCUUUCAAUGACAAUUUGAAACUAAAAUUAUCAGUGAAAGAUGACAAUUUCACUGACAAUUUGAAACAAAAACAAAAAUCCUCCAUACAACCUUUAAAAAGCUACCAUUUACCAGGGCUACUAGUUACCAUUAACAAAGCGUAAGCGUAACAGAAAGUGUACAAUAUUUUAGCUAAGCUAGGCUAGGCUAGGCUAAACUAGCGUUAGCAUUAGCAUUAUUACUGAUUGGCUGUGAGAUAAACACACUGGUAAUCCAAUGUUGUGAAAAAUUAUUACUAUAUUAUUUACUUACUUAGAUUUUUUUAAUACAAACUGUGGUUGAGCAUAUGAUUUUGAAAGGUCAUUUUCUCUUGUCUGAAGAAAAAUCAACAUAAACAAAGCUAAACAUUAGCUCUUUAGUAGCUGGUUCGACCCGGAAGUGACAUCAUUUCUUAACAACCCCAUAAACUUGUGAAUAAUUUAGUUUAGUUAGGAGACUAGGAAGGCGUUGGGAAAAUAAAGAAAACAUUUGGACCUCUGAAAAAUGUACGUUAAAGAGUAAAUAUCAGAUAAUGUGCCUUUAGCUAAUGCUAAAAGCUAGAUGCUAAAGUGGAGACAAGCACUGGAAACUUGAUGGUAAAAAAAACACACAAAAAAACAAUGAAUGAAGCAUUUAUCAAAAUCACCAAAGUAAGUUACAGAGGCCUUAUAUGUUUUUUAUAUCAAAACCACCAGAACAUUAUUAUGGCAUUAUAUUUUACACUUUAUAAUAACAACACCUUAAUUAUCCAUAAUAAAGCAAGAGCAAAGACUGAAAAAAAUCAUUUAUUUCAGAAUUCAGUUAAGUAAUGAAUGCCUUAAUUACCACAAAUGCUAAUCAAGGUAUUAAUUAAGUAGUUACUAAGCCUGAAUUGUCGUGUUCCUGCUUUAUUAAAAAGGUGUAGGUGUGUAAGACUACGUUCAGACUGCAGCCUGAAGUGACCCAAAUCUGAUUUUUUGGCCCCUACAUGACCUGUAUCUGAUCUGAAUGACACAGAUCCGAUUUUUUCAAAUGCGACCCAGGACACUUGAAUAUGUGCUCCUAAAACCGAUACAUAUCUGAUCUUUUGACAUGCGACUUCAUUGUGAACGGCCAAAGCGCAUUGAUCCGACCUACACGUUAUCAACAAGCCACAAAUGUACACAAACGUUCUUCUCGUCAUAUGAAAAUUGUUAAUGAACUCCAUGUCACUGAAGCGAAGCACAUCACUAUCCCACCACUCUUGGCUACGUCUCCACAUCCACACGUUCCUUUCAACGGACUGUCCCACAAAACGCCAUGAACGCCAAAAACCUCGUCCUUCUCCUUCUCAAUCUCCUUAAAACAAAUAAGUUGUUCAUGUUCUGGCUCCGGUACGAGAGGAACUUUAAAAUCUCCAGGUGCUCAACACUGUUGGGCAAGUUACUUUAAAACUGUAAUGCGUUAUUUAUUACUCAUUACUCUCAUUUCAAAGUAAUUCGUUACAUUACAAUAUUACUGCAUUUAAAAUGUAAAACAUUACACGACUAUUGCAGCACUUUUAAGUUACUCUCACCAAAAUAACUGAGUAAAGAUGCUGAACUUUUGUGCCGUAUAUAGACUGAACCGAGGACUAAACCAGGACUAAACCA